AUGGAUGUGAGGUUCUACCCCGCGGCGGCCGGGGACCCCGCCGGCCUGGACUUCGCGCAGUGUCUGGGGUACUACGGCUACAGCAAGUUUGGGAACAAUAACUACAUGACCAUGGCUGAGGCCAACAGUGCUUUCUUUGCAGCCAGUGAGCAGACGUUCCAUACGCCAAGCCUCGGGGAUGAGGAGUUUGAAAUCCCACCUAUCACGCCUCCUCCGGAGUCCGACCCUGCCCUGGGCAUGCCCGAUGUUCUUCUGCCCUUUCAAGGCCUCAGCGAUCCGUUGCCUUCCCAGGGAAGUGAAUUCACCCCCCAGUUUCCCCCUCAAAGCCUGGAUCUUCCUUCCAUCACCAUCUCAAGAAAUCUCACGGAACAAGAUGGCGUGCUUCAUAGCAGCGGGUUGCACAUGGACCAGAGCCACACGCAAGUGCCCCAGUACCGUCAGGAUCACGCCUUGAUCAUGAGGUCCAUCGUCCACAUGACUGAUGCUGCUCGCUCUGGGAUCAUGCCUCCCGCUCAGCUCACCACCAUCAACCAGUCUCAGCUCAGUGCCCAGUUGGGGUUAAAUUUGGGAGGCGCUGGUAUGCCUCACACGUCUCCUUCACCUCCAGCGAGCAAAUCGGCAACGCCUUCCCCUUCCAGCUCCAUCAAUGAGGAGGAUGCUGAUGAAUCUAACAGAGCCAUUGGAGAGAAAAGAGCUGCUCCAGAUUCUGGCAAGAAGCCCAAGACUCCAAAGAAAAAGAAAAAGAAAGAUCCCAAUGAGCCCCAGAAGCCAGUGUCAGCAUAUGCCCUGUUUUUCAGAGACACACAGGCUGCAAUUAAAGGUCAAAACCCCAAUGCAACCUUUGGAGAGGUCUCAAAAAUCGUUGCAUCUAUGUGGGACAGCCUUGGAGAGGAACAGAAGCAGGUUUAUAAGAGGAAAACGGAAGCUGCCAAAAAGGAAUACUUGAAGGCCCUGGCCGCUUACAGGGCCAGCCUCGUUUCUAAGGCUGCUGCCGAGUCAGCAGAAGCCCAGACCAUUCGCUCCGUUCAGCAGACCCUGGCGUCCACCAAUCUGACUUCCUCGCUCCUUCUCAACCCCCCGCUGUCGCAGCACGGGACCGUAUCGGCCUCACCCCAGACUCUGCACCAGUCGCUCCCCAGGUCCAUCGCCCCCAAGCCCGUACCCAUGAGACUCCCCAUGAACCAGAUCGUCACGUCGGUCACCAUCGCCGCCAACAUGCCCUCGAACAUUGGGGCCCCGCUGAUCAGUUCCAUGGGGACGACCCUGGUGGGCUCGGCGCCCCCUGCCCAGGUGAGCCCUUCCGUGCAAACCCAGCAGCAGCACAUGCAGAGGCAGCAGCAGCAGCUGCAGCAGCAGCACCAAAUGCAGCAGCAGCUCCAGCAGCAGAUGCAGCAGCAGCAUUUCCAGCACCACCUGCAGCAGCACCUGCAGCAGCAGCAGCAGCUGCAGCAGCAGCUGCAGCAGCAGCUGCAGCAGCAGCUGCAGCAGCAGCUCCAGCUGCAGCAGCUGCAGCAGCACAUGCAGCACCCGCCUCAGCCCUCUCCUCGGCAGCCCUCCCCAGUCACCUCCCAGAUGACGUCCCCCAUCCCCGCCAUCGGAAGCCCGCAGCCGGCCUCUCAGCAGCACCAGUCACAGAUACAGUCCCAGCCACAGACUCCGGUAUUGUCACAGGUCAGUAUUUUCUGAAGGCGCCCGCGGCAGGUGCACCUGGAGCGGCGCGCGUGCGCGGUGGCCA
Hyaena hyaena (striped hyena) is the source of this 1735-nucleotide messenger RNA. It is a transcript of the gene TOX3, whose product is annotated as TOX high mobility group box family member 3. Gene Ontology annotation, biological process: regulation of transcription by RNA polymerase II. Lineage: Eukaryota; Metazoa; Chordata; Mammalia; Carnivora; Hyaenidae. Gene Ontology annotation, cellular component: nucleus. Gene Ontology annotation, molecular function: chromatin DNA binding. The transcript has 7 exons. Bases 1 to 1686 code for a protein of 561 amino acids. The record is from RefSeq and is a predicted model, not a curated record.